GGGGAGAAGGAUUUUUGGGGGGGGCCCUUAACAGGACUUAAAGGACCUUUUUUUUUCUGGGAGAGACCUCCAGUCAUGAUUCUGCUCUCAUCACGAAGUGUAUUACUGUCAGUGUAUUACCCCCAGAUAUUCCUCAUCCUUACCAGUGGCAGUUACCUAGCUUUGUCAUCCGUGGUGGCUUUGGGAGCAAACAUCAUCUGCAACAAGAUUCCAGGGUUGGCGCCUCGGCAAAGAGCCAUCUGCGAGAGCCGCCCGGAUGCUAUUAUAGUUAUUGGAGAAGGGGCACAGAUGGGGAUCAAUGAAUGCCAGUAUCAGUUCCGCUACUCCCGAUGGAACUGCUCAGCACUCGGAGAGAGGACAGUAUUCGGACAAGAGCUACGAGUAGGUAGCAGGGAAGCUGCUUUCACCUAUGCAAUCACCGCUGCCGGGGUGGCUCAUGCAGUGACUUCUGCCUGCAGCCAGGGAAACUUCAGUAACUGCGGCUGUGACCGGGAAAAGCAGGGCUACUACAACCAGGAAGAAGGAUGGAAGUGGGGAGGAUGCUCGGCCGACAUCAAAUACGGCAUUGAGUUCUCCAGGAAAUUUGUGGAUGCUCGGGAAAUAAGGAAAAAUGCCCGACGGCUCAUGAACUUACACAACAACGAGGCUGGAAGAAAGAUACUCGAAGAGCAGAUGAAACUGGAAUGCAAGUGCCACGGAGUGUCAGGCUCCUGUACCACAAAGACCUGCUGGAACACUUUGCCCAAAUUCCGGGACAUCGGCUUCAUUUUAAAAGAGAAGUACAACGACGCAGUGCAUGUGGAAGUGGUGCGGGCCAACCGGCUCCGUCAGCCCACCUUCCUCAAGAUCAAAAAGAUCAAAAACUACCAAAAGCCCAUAGAGACAGACCUGGUCUACAUUGAGCGAUCUCCGAACUACUGCGAAGAAGACAGUGCCACCGGUAGCGUGGGGACUCAAGGGCGGCUGUGUAACCGCACCUCUCCACACGUGGACAGCUGCAAUCUUAUGUGUUGCGGCCGAGGGUACAACACCCACCAGUACACCAAAGUUUGGCAGUGCAACUGUAAAUUUCACUGGUGCUGUUUCGUCAAGUGCAACACAUGCAGUGAAAGGACAGAGGUUUUCACUUGCAAGUAACGCAACCUACCAGGAAACCUAAAGCAGGACCACUGUGGCUCCAUUUUGCACACUUGAUUUUCUUUUUCUAAAGAAAAUUACACCCUUACAGGCAGGGAGGGGGAAACGUUUCUUUCGUUAACCAUUGGCUGUUCCGUCGGGAGAAUGGCACCUUUACACGCUGGAGGGUUUUCGUGUAGUUAUUUAUAAAAUGUACGUCACGCAGAGGAGAAUAAAAUAAAAAAAAA
Messenger RNA from Nanorana parkeri, 1364 nucleotides. RefSeq names its product Wnt family member 7B (gene WNT7B). The transcript is spliced from 4 exons. The record is from RefSeq and is a predicted model, not a curated record. Lineage: Eukaryota; Metazoa; Chordata; Amphibia; Anura; Dicroglossidae. Gene Ontology annotation, molecular function: frizzled binding; cytokine activity. Gene Ontology annotation, biological process: canonical Wnt signaling pathway; multicellular organism development; positive regulation of JNK cascade. Gene Ontology annotation, cellular component: extracellular region. The coding region runs from base 76 to 1137 and encodes 353 amino acids.